CAGGGAGGCGCCGUUGUGGCUCCCAUUCGAAGGCGACGGCGGUCGUCUGUAUUUCGGCUAUAAUCUCAUCGGAAAAGCUCAAUUCCGCCAGGCGGACAGCGAAUUUGACUCACUUUCAUGUUUCGGUUUAUUCCCAGCUCUUCUCGCUCGAGCUCUCGGUGGGACUCUGGAAUGACGGCGCGCGCAGAGAAUUUGAAUUAGCUCGCAGUUAGUUUUGAAGAAAGAGUGAGUUGGGGUUGAGACGUAGCGAGAAGCCAUUUUGUCCCGACUUGUGUGGGAGAAAAAAAAAAAAGAGAGUGGGAAAAGAGGAAUCACACGGGAGGAGAUACCAUCUUUUUUGCUUUUUGUUUUCAUGUUGUAAGAGAGGAAACAGUUGGGAUAUUUUUCAACCUCUCGGACACGCAUUUUGGGUCCUCCGCUCGGCUUGUAUUUUAGCUCACACCUAGCUCGCCGAAGCUAAUCAACAAAUCCCAGAUUGUUAACUGUUAACAGCCAGGAGGGCUGGAGCGGGUUGGUCAAGUUGGCCACGGAGCUGGAUUUAGACUUCACGUAGCCGUGCUAGUUUGUCGUCGGUCUCUUUUUGUGUCUGGGUGAACAUAUAUAUACUUUUUUUCCCCGAUGGCGAAAAAGACGUACGACUUGCUGUUCAAGCUGCUGCUGAUCGGCGACUCGGGUGUGGGGAAGACCUGUGUGCUGUUCCGCUUCUCGGACGACGCCUUCAACACAACCUUCAUCUCUACCAUAGGAAUAGACUUCAAGAUCAAAACUGUGGAAUUACAAGGAAAGAAGAUCAAACUACAGAUCUGGGACACAGCAGGACAGGAACGGUUCCACACCAUCACCACCUCGUACUACAGAGGAGCCAUGGGCAUCAUGCUGGUCUACGACAUCACCAACGCCAAGAGCUUCGAAAACAUCAGCAAAUGGCUGCGCAACAUUGAUGAGCACGCAAACGAAGAUGUUGAGAGGAUGCUGCUAGGCAACAAGUGUGACAUGGAGGACAAGAGGGUGGUCCCCAAAGCCAAGGGAGAGCAGAUCGCAAGGGAGCAUAACAUUAGGUUUUUUGAGACGAGCGCCAAGGCCAACAUCAACAUCGAGAAGGCUUUCCUGACGUUAGCAGAAGACAUCCUCAGAAAGACGCCCGUAAAAGAGCCCAACAGUGAAAACGUGGACAUCACCAACGGAGGCGGCGUCACAGGCUGGAAGAGCAAGUGCUGCAGCUGAACAACUCCUCAGUUUCACCCACACUAACACACACCGACACACAGACACGCGAUCUCUCUUUAACUGCUAACUCUAACCGUCUCCCCCCCCCUCUAACCCGUCUCAUGAGUUUUCUCUCACACUGACACUUUGUCUCUUUAUCAGAAUAAAACAAUAAACCACCUCACUCUUCUAAACCCCCCCCCACCCCAACCCCGCUCUCCACUCCUCCUUUUCCCACAUCAUAUUCCUCCACCGUGCAUCUGAUGAUCAUUUUUAUUUCUGAUAAAAGGAGAAAUCCAGUCACGUUUCUUGUCAUUUGUUUUAAACAUAAAAAAAAGACAAGUGUGAAAAGACAAUAUUUUUAAUAUUUCCUUUCGCCUAAGGUCACUUUAGUUGGACUCCCCACCCCUCCUCCCUUAUCCUCCCAAACACCGCCCACCCACAGCUCUCUCUUUUCAGAGGAACUCCAAGUAAACAGAAAAUCAGACCAAAAAAAAUAAAAAAACUACUAUAGGAAUAACAUUUUGUACACUCAGUGGGCUUUCUGUCAUCUUACCGUGUUUGUUUAUUUACACUUUGUUACCAAGUGACAGAGGCGUGGCUAGCUCCUUUUGUAUGUGGGGGUUUAUUUUGUCCUGUGCCUUAUAUGGAAGACAGGGGCGGGGCUGUGUGGUGGGUGGAGCCACAUCUACCCAAUGAAAUUGCAGUUCGGUAAUCUGUCAGUUCAGACUCUCCUUAUGAAGAAGUGGAACUGAAGCUAAGGCGUUUGAAUUUCUGCUUCAGCCAAGAGAACGGCAUUAUACAGUAUGUCCUGUUUAUUGAUGUUUUAUUUUUAUCUGUAUGGAUUAUUUUACUUUAUAUUUGAGUUAUUUUUUUUUUCCCCACUUUUUUUUUUUUUUUUUUUUGCAUGCAGGUUUUCUUUGGGUUGGAGAUGUUUCUGUAACAUUGUGUAAUGUUUGCCACUGGGUAACUGUGGGCGGGAGGAACACGAGUUCUCUUUGGAAAAAAAUAAAAUAAAAAAGUUCAAACAGUUUUGCAGAUCCAUUAAAAAAAAUAAGCUUGUUUAAGUUAA
Molecule: messenger RNA, 2278 nt
Organism: Fundulus heteroclitus (mummichog)
Lineage: Eukaryota; Metazoa; Chordata; Actinopteri; Cyprinodontiformes; Fundulidae
Gene: rab10
Product: RAB10, member RAS oncogene family
Exons: 6
Coding region: 619-1224 (201 amino acids)
Biological process (GO): cellular response to insulin stimulus
Cellular component (GO): Golgi apparatus; insulin-responsive compartment; recycling endosome
Molecular function (GO): GTP binding; GTPase activity
Source: RefSeq, a predicted model, not a curated record